Molecule: messenger RNA, 471 nt
Organism: Elephantulus edwardii (Cape elephant shrew)
Lineage: Eukaryota; Metazoa; Chordata; Mammalia; Macroscelidea; Macroscelididae
Product: U1 small nuclear ribonucleoprotein C-like
Exons: 1
Coding region: 1-471 (156 amino acids)
Biological process (GO): mRNA 5'-splice site recognition; spliceosomal snRNP assembly; mRNA splicing, via spliceosome
Cellular component (GO): nucleus; U1 snRNP
Molecular function (GO): zinc ion binding; pre-mRNA 5'-splice site binding
Source: RefSeq, a predicted model, not a curated record
AUGCCUGAGUUUUAUUGUGACUACUGCGACACGGGUCUCACUCACGACUCGCCAUCUGUGAGAAAGACACAUUGCAGGGGCAGGAAACACAAAGAGAAUGUGAAAGACUACUAUCAAAAAUGGAUGGAAGAACAGACUCAGAGCCUAACUGACAAAACAACAGCUGCAUUUCAACAAGGAAAGAUACCUCCUCCUCCGUUCUCUGCACCUCCUCCAGCAGGUGCCAUGAUCCCACCUCCACCCAGUCUCCCGGGCCCUCCUUGCCCUGGUAGGAUGCUAGCGGGGCCUCCUAUGAUGCCAGUGAUAGGUCCUCCUCCUCCUCCUGGGAUGAUGCCAGUGAGACCUGCUCCUGGACUGAGACCACCCAUGAGGGACCACAUGCCAAUGAUGCCUGGGUCCCCAAUAAUGAGGCCCCCUGCCCAUCCCGUGAUGGUGCCCAUGCAGCCAGGAAUGACUCGACCAGACAGAUAA